AUGCCGGCUGUGCAACCUCCCUGCAAGGUCCUUGUCUCUGGUGCGAAUGGCUAUAUCGCGAUUUGGGUCGUGCGUACCCUUCUCGAGAAGGGGUACUCUGUCCGUGGAACAAUUCGGUCUGAGGAAAAGGCAGCACACCUCAGGCAACUGUUCAGCUCGUAUGGUGAUAAGCAUGAGGUGAUCGUCGUCGAAGAUAUCACAAAGGAAGGUGCCUUUGACGAGGCAGUUCAAGGUGUCGAUGCCAUUGAGCACACAGCCUCCCCUUUUCACAUGAAUGCGGACGACCCGAAUGAACUUAUCAUUCCCGCCGUCAAUGGCACUGUUGGGAUCCUGAAGAGUGCUCUCAAGUAUGGUCAAUCUGUCAAGCGUGUCGUGGUUACUUCAUCAGGAGCUGCGAUUCUGCGUGAUACGCCAACACCAUCUACUUUCUCCGAACUGGACUGGAACGAGCAAUGUCUGGAAGUCGUGAGGGAAAAAGGUCGCGAAGCGCCUAAUAUGAUGAAGUAUCGUGCUUCGAAGACUCUUGCUGAGAAAGCGGCUUGGGAGUUCUGGAACACGCAUAAGGCCAAUGUCGGCUGGGAUCUCACUGUCCUUAAUCCACCUUUUGUCUUUGGGCCCGCUAUCAACGCGGCCACAGCACCGUCGGGAUUGGGCACGUCCUCGAACAUGUUUUACAACUAUGUCGCCCAUCCAAACUCCAACGGAGCAACAAACGAGUUCCUUGCUUCCGUCGGUACAGCCUGGAUCGAUGUACGUGACCUUGCAGAAGCGCAUGCCAUCUCGCUCGAGAAGGAAGCUGCAGGUGGCGAACGAAUGAUCGUUAGUGCAGGACUUUGGAAAUGGCAGGAUUUCAUUGACGCUGCUAAUACAAUCUCGCCGCCACCGAAACUCACAACAGGUGGUCUGCCGAAGGGUAACCCUGGUGCUGGUACUGGACACCCCUCCACGGUACACCUUCUUCACUACGACACCGCGAAGGCUGCACGAAUCCUGGGGCUCAAGUACCGAACUAUCGCAGAGACGACGAAGGACACGCUGGCGGACUACGAAGCAAAGGGAUGGUGA
Messenger RNA from Suillus subaureus, 1065 nucleotides. RefSeq lists its product as uncharacterized. NCBI's taxonomy places the organism in Eukaryota, Fungi, Basidiomycota, Agaricomycetes, Boletales, Suillaceae. Gene Ontology annotation, molecular function: oxidoreductase activity, acting on the CH-OH group of donors, NAD or NADP as acceptor. The transcript is spliced from 9 exons. The record is from RefSeq and is a predicted model, not a curated record. The coding region runs from base 1 to 1065 and encodes 354 amino acids.